Pocillopora meandrina is the source of this 5879-nucleotide messenger RNA. The record is from the annotation of a GenBank genome assembly. NCBI's taxonomy places the organism in Eukaryota, Metazoa, Cnidaria, Anthozoa, Scleractinia, Pocilloporidae.
CGCAGAAUUUCGUGAUCGUUUAUUUUAGUUUACAGAUGAAGGAUGAUUAGUCAAGGUCUUAACUUAGCCAUGUGCGAGAAUUAUGUUUGACGAAACUCAGGUAUUCGAAGGAUUGACUGCUUGGUUUUCUACGAGUGUACCUGCAAGUUUGAAGUCUCGAUGGGGUACGUCGCGUUAUGUAUGUUUAUUUAUGGUGAUGCACGUCAACUUGGCGGUUUUUUUAUUCCAUGUUUAUGUUUACUUGAUUUCCAGUGAAAAGUGGGGGACUUGUCGGGAAAGAGUUCAGUGAUGUAGACUACAUUUUCAGCAGCAAUGCCUCUGCAAAAGAUACGUUAAGGUGCGUUUAAAAACAAAGUUUCUUUACUUACUUAAUUACUCACCGUUGCCCAUGGACCCUCUUGGCGCCUAGUGCAGCGACGAAUUCUCUCUAUUUUUCUCCAUCUUCUUCUCCUCCUCAAAUGUCCGCCGUCUUUUAGGAAUACUGAAAUUUGACUUGCUCGAAUUUAAGUCGAUAAGAACCUUUGGUGCUGAGUCUUUUAUUUAGCUUGUUUUGGUGCUAUUUGUUUUAGGUUUAUAGAUUAAUCACCUGAAAAGCUUUCUUCAUUUUGCAGGAUUUUCGAUUCACACAAUGAAGAGCUAACCAUUUUUAAUUCUUCAUUAAUUGAGGAUGCUGUUAAAAAUGGCAAAAUCGUUUUAAGUGGAAAAUACUCUGGGGAUUAUAUUCUCAUUCAUCCUGCAUAUCAGAAAGGUAAUCAUUUUCAGUUCUUUCUAUUAAAUUAAAUAAAUAUCCUACAUACAUUAAACACUAGACUAUUACAACAAAAGUAUUCAACAGAUACACCAAACAAUGCUUCAUUAAUAAAUUACAAACACUUAUGAAAUACAGAGACAAUAAAUUAUUAAUCAGGAAUAAAUUACAAACAUAGAUUCAUAUUAGUGGAGGUGUUAUUCACAUAAAAAAACAGAAUCUAGGCAAAAAUUAUUUAAUGCAGUUUAUAUUGCAAAUAACAAUAUUCUAAUUUUUAUACAUAGAUAGUUUCAAAUUUUGAUUGAACAAAACAUAAAAGAGGCACUGAGUGCCAGUAGUUCAACAGAAAGGAGGUUGUAACUAAUCUUUUUGCUUUCUGCAAAUUAGCUAUUUGCUUUCAUCCUUUUACUGAUCUUACUUGCGAGCCGUAUGUGUAGGCUGUUACCAUGCAAGUCCAAGGCCAUUUAUAAUAUUAUACAGAAAUGUGAUGUCAUGUACUUACAGCUGACUCUGGAUUUAUUACCCCAGGUGCUAAAUAAGUUUUAAAUUUUAAGCCUUUUUCUCUCAUGAUUGCACAAGACAGAAUUUUUUCCUGAAGUAUCAAUAGAAUGUCAAGCAAACUAGUGAUAGGAAUAACGAAAAAUAUCAAUUAGGAGAUUAUUUGUUGAUCAAACACCAAAUUCUAAGAACUAACAUCAUAAUAACUGUUUGGCAGACAGUAAGGAGAAUCACCAAUGAGAUCUGGGAUUGAAAGGGUUAUUUGCAAGGACUAUUUAAUGAGGGAAAGGCACUCAUUCAUUUAGAGGAUCUCAGUACAAAAUCACUGUUUUUUGUUUGUUUGUGAUGAUUUUUUCUCACAUUUACCAGAGAUAAUAAAUUUCAGGAAGAGAAAGUGAUAAAUUUUCCCUUCUAAUCCUUUAUUACAAAAUCACCAUAACAGUAAUUCAGGAGUUAGCUUGCAACACUUUAAAAUGUUAUGAAACCUCUGAAUAAAACCCUUAUCUAUAACAAAUCUAAGUAUGAGAAUGAACUGCUCUGUGCUCCAGAGACCUGUAGUCCAGUUAAACAGUGUGCUACAUAUUCAUGGAAUUGAAGUCCUAUUGCAAACACUCAGGGAAAGCUUAUCAGCUGGUUAUCAGCAUCUAUGAUUUUUAGAUAACUUUUACCAACAAGUUAUUUCUAUUUUAAUUUAGUCUCUCACAAGUUUUGUUGUCUUUAUUACACAGAAGUUAGAUUUUAUAAUUAUGUGAUAAUUUAUUUCUUUUUUUUAUGUAAUAAUUUUCUCACUUGACACAGUGAAAAAAAACUCUCUUGCAAUUAAUUUUAUUAUUACAGAAAUUGACAAUUUUUAUAAAAAUAAAUGUCCAAGACUGUACAGAAGUGAUGUGAGACUCACAGGAAUUAAAGAUGGCAAGAGAAGUGGUUUUCAUGAAAGUAAGGUAAUACACAAAGUUUGUAGCAGACAAAUGGAAGCAACAACUUUUUUAGGCCUUUUAUUCCCAAGAUCUCAUUACUAAUUCACCUUACUGUCUGAUAUACAAUCCUCAUGAUGUUAGUUUGGAAAAUUUGGUAUUGGAUCACCUAAUACUCCCUUAAUUGAUAUUUUUCUUUAUUCUCAUUACUUGUCUGCUUGAUAUUGUACUGUAAGGAGAAAUUCUGUCUCGAUCAUCUUGAUCACUCAUGGGAGUUAGUUUUUGCCAUUAUUUGUAGAUCAAGAACAGUAUGAAGAAAGCUAAGAAAGCUAAUGAUGAUGAAGAUUCAGAUGAAUGGGAAUUUGAGGACAGUUCUUUGCCUAAAGUUCUUGAUAAAGUGGUGAGCAUGUCUGGUUUGCCUUGAAACAGAAUAAAGUAUAUCUUGGACUAGAUAUUUUCUGACCUACAGAUUCUACUACAGUAAUUUUUUUAUUUUGGCACAUUUUACCAAUUGAAAUAAACUGGCUUUGUUCACAGUCAAGUUAUUGAGGAAAGGAUCUUGCAAAUCACACCCAGACUAUGUCAGAUCAGCUGAUUUAACUUUACUUUGAGUAGAUAGAGGGGGUAAGGUCUUACAAUCUUGAUCUCACUUUUCAUUGACAACCAGCUGUCACUCAAAGUUGUUUAGUAUGGGAAAAAAUCAGAGAUAAAUGUGAACAAACAGAGGACUGGAAACAGUCCAUCCCAAGCCACACUCUUACUAACUCUUUAAACAUCAGUUACUAGGGUAAGUAAAACCAUUAGCCAAUUUUUCUUUUUAAAGGAGCAAAUUGCAGUUAGUGAUAACCUGGUGUAAUAAAUGUAAAAAUCACUCCUCCAUCAUCUCCUCUCACCACUUAUACAAACCUUUCCUUACAGGCCCUUGCAGUCACUAACCUCUAAUUUGAACACUGUAGAGACAACUGAUUUGAAAAUCCUUUGGGAAAAUAGGCUUUAGAGAGACAUUGUCAGUUUUGUUGUCUUUUAGAAGAAGAAUAUAGCAGAACAGAUUGGUGAUGAUGACUCAGACAUGUGGGACGUAACAGAUGACUCAGAGAUCUCCUUAACUAGUAUGAAUGCAAGGACACAGCCUAAGGAUGUAAGGAAAUGUAUUAUGUCACUUUGUGGUGUCACCAUUUUCAUUAAAUUUACAGUUCACUUUACAAUAAUUUAUAUCAUCAUGCCCUUAAUUAUGCCUUUAUAUGGGUAAAUCUGAUGAUCAGGAUCAUUGCUAUGGUAAAACUCUUAUAAACUAUAAAGGGGGUAAGUGUCUGAAGAAGCUAUGGUGCUGCAUAAGUGGGAGAGUAUAACAGGGUAAUUUAGUAUUAUCAACCAUAAAGAGUUAAAAAGCUAAUGUUUCAAGUGUUAGCCCUUUGUUAGAGUGAAGGGCUGAUGAAGGGCUAACACUUGAAACAUCAGCUUUUUAUUGCUUUAUGGUGGUCAAUUUACACUAUCAACUCAGUUGAUAAUACUGACUUACCCUCUUUCAAACUAUGUUGAGUCUAUGACACCAUUCAACAAUAGCCUUGAUUAUGAUGGUUGAUUUCUUCAGAGAAAAUUGGAAACUGACAUGCUGGGGCCAGAACUUUUCAUUUGAGGGAAAACCAUCAUGAUAAUAAGAUUAUCUAUGGACAUUUUUAAGGCAUAAAGAAAUUGAAACUAGUGUGUAGGUGCUUAAAAUGCUUUUGGAGACAAUCAGGCUAACUUGUCAAUAAUUUGAUAGUCAAGAGUAAAGUUGACCUGUUGUGUGAAAAGUUGUUAUUUGAACUAAUCUUAAUAUCUGUCAUUGUAUUUAUGAAACAUUGCCUGAUUUGAUUCAUACCUUGUAGAUUGAAAGUCUUCCAAGGGAGAUUAAGAAUACAGAGCAAGAAAUGUCUGAUGAAUGGGAUUUCAAAGAUGAUCCUGACCUUCACACUAAAAACUUAAAAGAUGCCAAGAACAAGAAUGUACAGAGGGACAGAAGACACUCAAAACUGUGUAGAUCAUCCCAUUUAAAUUUUGUUGCAGCCCCUCAGAAACAGCCAUGGAUCACUGUACAACCAAACAAAACAAGUGAAGAUGUUAGGAAUUUGUCUAACAAUCCCAGUGCAACAUUUUCAAUAAGUGACAUGUCUCAUGAUAAUUAUAGUCAAGCUGACGAGAAGCAACAAGGCCAGGGUGGGUACCACUCGCAGAAACCAGUAGAGCAAGAUAGAGAGCAGCAAAUGCACUGUGGUGACUGUCAGGAAAUGCAUACAUCACAUUCACAACAUACUGAGCAAGGGGGAAGCUAUCUAGAUGAUACUAAGUCGAGAAAUAAAGUUUCACCUGAUAAAGGCAUUAGACCCCACUUUCUCAGCAGUAUGGAUGAUGGUGAGUUUGACUAUUGCAGUAUGACCUUUGCUUUGUUGAGGUUUAUUAAGAAGGGGUCUGUAGAAGAGGAUCAAAUUUCUUAUUGAAAUUGGUUUUUAUUCUGUAGAUUUUGUUACUUUGUGUAAAACCAUACAUAGCUGUGAAUAAAGCUAUUUUGCUACAAUGAUACCUUGAAAAAGAUCAAAGGAGGCCACUACUGAUGAAUGAGCAUUUAAGCAUUUUCCUUAUUUAGAGUUAAAUUCUGUGCCUUGACAAAAGAAGAAGUCUAAACAUUUCAAUCAGUAUUGAUCAAUAAUUUACCUACCAGAAACAGGGAGUAGCUAAAUGUGUAACCCCAUGUGGCCACCAGAAGUGGUGGUAACCAAAAGGUGAUCUUAUUAUUGUUGGCUAAAAUUCAGUGCUUCUAUGGACUAAUACUAUUGCAGGAACCACAUUCAUAAAAGAAGCAGGUUAGAGUCUCCAUCUUUCCCACUUUGUAAAAUCAUAACUUCAGCUGAGAAAGAACCGUAUUACUUCUAAUUUAGUUUUUUUUAAGUAUAUUUUUCUUUUACUUUCAGGCUUCGUUCAUAUUGAUGACAUCACACUGCCAGAUACACCAAUAUGUGACUUCAUUCCAAAUCACGCUGGCUGCAGAGUGGAUGCCAAAUAGACAAUGCCAAAACACUCUCUUAAAGAUUUUGACUUAUGUUAUAAAUUAUUGCUUUCUGUUUUAGUUGCUUUUUAUUGGAAACAAUUGGAGAGAAGUUUAUCAUGUUCAUAAAAAGUUUAGAGUGUACCGGAACCUCCAUUUAACCAGAUUUUGAAGGGUUUUUUUUAUAUUCAUGAUGGUGCUUAAGAUGUACAUUUUUUACUUCAUUGUAAUAAAACCAUUUUUCCAUUUUGAAAUUUCUAUCCUUCAUAUUAUUCCUCGGAACAACAAUGCUAUUUUUGGCUGGCAUCAAUUUGUUCUGAUGAGGAUGUUUUAAAUGUUACUUGAGUUGAUUUGCACUUGUUCACAUUGAAAUGGUUGCCACAGGUCUGGAAGUAUUUAGGGGAAAAAUUCUUCAUUCUUAGGGAAAGUCAGUGAAAUUACAACAUCUCAAUUCAAACUUCUCUCCAGUUCCAUGUUUUUUUUGUGUAUGUGGCUGCAACAGGUUGUCCCUAUUAUCAAAUAACAGGCUCCAUUUGCGCAGAAAACCACAGUUAAAGCUGACAUGUGUAGGGCCACACAGGUGGACAUGAGGCAGCCUAGAAAAAGCCAUCCGGUUUUGCACGCUCUUUUGUAUCUUCUGAGAAUGUGAAUUGAAAUUGUGGAUGUCAACUUAAAAUAAAACAAUUGAAAAAAGGAG